Cololabis saira (Pacific saury) is the source of this 1477-nucleotide messenger RNA. RefSeq names its product mitochondrial ribosomal protein S5 (gene mrps5). Gene Ontology annotation, molecular function: RNA binding; structural constituent of ribosome. The record is from RefSeq and is a predicted model, not a curated record. Gene Ontology annotation, biological process: translation. Gene Ontology annotation, cellular component: ribosome. Lineage: Eukaryota; Metazoa; Chordata; Actinopteri; Beloniformes; Belonidae. The transcript has 12 exons. The coding region runs from base 16 to 1221 and encodes 401 amino acids.
CUUCACAGAUCCAACAUGGCGGCCUCCGUGCGGGUGUGCAGUGCCCUCCGCAUCACAGUUGGAGGUGCAGCAUCACUCCGUACCGUGGCGGGAAUCGCUCACAUGAGUCGGUGCUCGGCUGGCUCUCUCCAGAGACUCCCUGCAUUUCCACUGAUCCCACCAACAACGUGGCAGCAGACCAGACAUGGCAGCUUCUUCAACAAGUUGACAGCAUCUGAACUGUGGAAAGGUGUGCUGGCUGAGACCGGUGCCGGAGCCAGGAGGGGUCGAGGAAAGCGAACCAAACGUCAACUAAAGAGAGACUUGAAUCGAGGACAAAUGGUUGGAGAAGGUCGCGGUGGUUUUCUGUGGCCUGGUCUGAACGCUCCGGUGCUGAAGGACGGCGCCGUGCAGAGCAUGACCCGAAGAGGCCAGGCUGAGCAACUGGAGGUCCGGGCUGAAUUAGUGCGUCAGAGGGAUGAGUGGGAGAAGAGGAGGAAGAUGAAGCUGAAGAGGGGGAGAGGCUGGACAGGAAACUCCUGGGGGGGCAUCAGCCUCGGCCCCCCUGACCCCGGACCCAACGGAGAAACCUAUAAUGACUUUGAUUCUUGCAUCAUUGAGGUGAAGAGUGUGUUCAACAUGACUGGCAAUGAGGGAAGGAAGAGGUCCAUCAGCUGCUUGGUCGUCGUUGGAAACGGCAAUGGAGCUGCAGGCUUUGCGCUGGGUAAAGCUGCAGACAGGAACACAGCUCUGAGGAAGGCCAAGAACCGAGCCAUCCACUACUUGUACUACAUAGAACGUUACAAGGACCACACCAUUUAUCAUGACAUCAACUCCAAGUUCAAGAGGACGACGCUGCGCAUGAAAAAACAGAAUGAAGGUUAUGGCCUGCACUGCCACCGCGCGGUCAUCUCUAUUUGCAAGCUGAUCGGUAUAAAGAACAUGUACUGCAAAGUGGACGGAUCAGUCAACCUCCUGAACAUCACCCGGGCCCUCUUCAACGGGUUAGGCAAUCAGGAAACUCACCAGAGGCUGGCUGACAAGAAGCAGCUCCACGUGGUGGAGUUUGAGUCCCAUCAGGGCCCGCUGCCCACAGUGGUGGCGAGCCCCAAAGAUGGAGCGCGUCCCAACCCGGAGUCGGAGGAUGAGAUUCCCAACACCAAGCUUCACUGGGCCGACGUACAAGCUGCGCAGGGAAUUAAACGUUCGACUUGGGCCGGUGUCAAGCGCACCAUCUGGUAGAGCAGAUGCACGAACCGGCCGAAGCCUGGAGUCUCAUGCUUUACAAAAACUAAAAGUACAUCUGGAGAAGAGUUUCAUUGUUUUGAAACUGUGUCAAUUUUUUUUUUUAAUGAUGAAUUUGAGUAAUAAUGCUCAUUAUGUUGCUUUUUCAUUUAACUGUCCAGAUCCACUCAAAGUGUGACACAAAGUCCAAUGUUCCCAACGUCAGGAUAUGUUAUAAAAUGAUGUAUAAAAUAAAGUGUCGCUCUUUAGAAAC